Messenger RNA from Dentiscutata erythropus, 789 nucleotides. The record is from the annotation of a GenBank genome assembly. NCBI's taxonomy places the organism in Eukaryota, Fungi, Glomeromycota, Glomeromycetes, Diversisporales, Gigasporaceae.
AUGAUAAUAUGGCUAAAAAGAAAUUAUCAGUCUUCUAUCGAUUCAAAAAUUAAAAUUCCUUCAUUCAUCGGUUCACUAUUCAAUUGGCGUCCCGAUGCAGUAACGAUUCCUGACAAACAAAAAUAUCAAAAACACAUUGAUUUUAUUGAAGUCACGGAUCUUUAUAAAGAGAUGAUUAAUCACACAAUUAAAGCUAUCAUAAAAUUUGUGAUUUUAGAUCUUAUAGGCGAAUAUUUAAGGAAUAACAAAUCAGAAAUUCCAGAAAGAUCAUAUGGAUUACGAGUUUUAGAUUAUCUUAGGACUGGGCAUCCGUUUACUGAUAUAUAUACCUUCUUUCAUUGCAUUCUUUUAAUAUUUAACUUAAUUAUAUCAAUUUCACUAGUAUGGAACAUCGAUUGUAUAAUCUAUGGAAUGCUUUUAAAACCUUUAUUAUCUAACAGCGUUAAAGAAAAAAGCAAACUAGAAGAAUCAAAAUCUUUUAAAACAAAACUCAAAGAAUGGUUAAUUAUCUCAAUAUUCUAUACAAAGCCAAUAAUGGGUCUACCAUAUUUUUCAACAGGGCCUCGAGAUCUAUGGUCCAAACAAUGGCAUCAAGUCCUUAACCAAGCUUUUAAAGAACUUGGCUACCUUCCAGUUCGAAAUUAUUUUAAACACAAUAAAACUCUUGGACGAGUGCUUGAUUAUGUAGCAUUUUUCUUACUUCAUGGAAUACUUUUUAUUUUAUUGGAGACUGUUGAAAACAAUAUUGUGAGAAGAGAAAAGGAUACUAAAGAUAAUUUUGGAAUCAAG